UAUCUUGUGUCCUGUGACCAAAAUCAUUUAAUAAGUCCAGGAGGUUUUGUGGAUUCUUGUUUCUUCCCUUCCAGUCCGUAUGUCUUUUAUUUCCUUUCUUGCUUUAUUGCAAUGGUUAGAACACCCAGUAGUCUAUGGAAUGGUGAGAAUGGACAUCCUUGCCUUAUUCACAAUCUUCAGGGGGGAAAAAAAUCCCUUUCUCCCCCUAAGUGUACUGUUAAGUGUAAUGUUGGUCUGUGUGUGCCGAGCUUUUAUAAACGCUGUGGGGAAGGAGCAGUUUAUUGACUUGCUGCAUCGGCUCCCCCAGAGGCAGCCCCCCCCCCCACCCGCUAGUGGAUAGAGGCCAAGCAGUUCUGUUGGAGUGAAGUAUGAGGAACACAGAGCUGGGAAUUUGGGAGUCAGAACAUUCAGAUUUAAAUGUUGCCUCCCUAUCUUCUGGCUUGAGGACCCAGGCGAACUACCAUCCUGUGUCCACACCCUGUGGGGGUCAUUACAGCCCCGCCAGGGGCAGCCCCAGCCCCACAGAAAGAGCUGGAGUAGUGCCCACGCUUAGUGAGACCUUCACCCUGCCCUGCUGUGGCCCCACCCCAGCACCUUGAUUUACAUACCUCUGUGGAAGGCUGGACAACUUCCGAUGGAUCCUGAGAAUUUGCAUUGAGACUCUUAAACUCAAAAUGAUCCAGGAAUGUUUGCUGUCUCCAGGGCUGACUGCUCCUGUCUGUUUCCUGGCUCUUCCACUUCCCAUCUGUGUAAACUCGGGCAAAUCCUGCACGCCCCAGAGUCACCAUGAGUUUCAUCAUCUGUAAAAUGGGCGGAACGACAGAACCACUCCAGAGGGCCGUCGUGAAGACGGCGUGAACGCAUGUAACCUUUCUAGCAGCGCCUGACAUGUUAGCCAAGAUUUUUUAAAAAAUGGAUUUGGCCAACCAUGGACUUAUUCUCCUGCAACAGUUAAACGCUCAGCGAGAGUUUGGUUUCCUGUGUGACUGCACGGUUGCCAUCGGCGAUGUGUACUUCAAGGCACACAAAUCAGUUCUUGCUUCAUUCUCCAAUUACUUUAAGAUGUUGUUUGUCCAUCAGACCAGUGAGUGUGUCCGUUUGAAGCCCACUGACAUCCAGCCAGACAUCUUCAGCUAUCUGCUGCAUCUGAUGUACACCGGGAAGAUGGCGCCUCAGCUGAUCGAUCCCGUUCGACUAGAGCAGGGGAUCAAGUUUCUGCAUGCUUACCCGCUGAUCCAGGAGGCCAGCCUGGCCAGCCAAGGAGCCUUUUCUCAUCCCGACCAAGUUUUCCCGCUGGCUUCCUCCUUGUAUGGCAUCCAGAUUGCAGAUCAUCAGUUAAGACAAGCCACCAAGAUUGCUUCGGCACCUGACAAACUUGGCCGCGAGGCCCGGCCGCAACCCCCCAGGAUGAGCCAGGAGCAGGUGCCUGAGGCCUCGCAGCUCUCCCAGCUGCCUGCAAACCUGACCCAGGUGAAUCGGACUCACAUGACCCCCUCGGACCCGCUGCAGACCUCGCUGUCGCCCGACCUCGUCUCCACGCCCGUCCCCCCGCCUCCCCCCGGGGAGGAGACCAACCUGGAAGCCUCCUCCUCUGACGAACAGCCCGCAUCCCUGACCAUAGCCCACGUGAAGCCGAGCAUCAUGAAGAGGAACGGGAGCUUCCCCAAGUACUACGCCUGCCACCUGUGCGGGCGGCGCUUCACGCUCCGGAGCAGCUUGCGGGAGCACCUCCAGAUUCACACGGGGGUGCCCUUCCCAGCCAGCCAGCCCGGCGAGAGCCGCGUGCCCCUGUCGCUCUGCAGCACCACGGCGGACCUGGGCAAAGACGCCAUGGAAGUGCCUGAAGCGGGGAUGAUCAGCGACAGCGAGCUGCAGCACAUCUCGGAUUCGCCCAUCAUCGACGGGCAGCCGCACUCGGAGACGCCGCCGCCCUCGGACAUCGCGGACAUUGACAACCUGGAGCAGGCGGACCAGGAGCGGGAGGUCAAGCGGCGCAAAUACGAGUGCACCAUCUGCGGCCGCAAGUUUAUCCAGAAGAGCCACUGGAGGGAGCACAUGUACAUACACACCGGGAAGCCUUUCAAAUGCAGCACUUGUGACAAGAGCUUCUGCAGGGCCAACCAGGCGGCCCGGCACGUGUGCCUCAACCAGAGCAUAGACACGUACACCAUGGUGGACAAGCAGACUCUGGAGCUGUGCACCUUCGAGGAAGGGAGCCAGAUGGACAACCUGUUGGUGCAGACGAACAAACCCUACAAAUGCAACCUGUGUGACAAAACGUUCUCGACUCCCAAUGAGGUGGUUAAACAUUCGUGCCAAAACCAGAACUCGGACGUCUUCGCCCUGGACGAGGGGCGGUCCAUUCUCCUGGGCAGUGGGGACUCGGAAGUGACGGAACCCGACCACCCGGUGUUAGCUUCCAUCAAAAAGGAACAGGAAACCGUGUUGUUAGACUGAAUGUUCCUUAUCUUUUUAAAAAACCUUGUCAUUUUUACACAGACUAUCUUCCUUCCCUUCCCCCAAUCCAGAACUGUAGCUCUCCACGUGGCAUGAGACGAACGCGUCCCUGGCCCCUCCCUCCCUCCCCCGCGCCGUCCCCAGCGCCGUCCCCAGCCCCCUCCUCCGGAAAGGCUUUGUGCAUCAUAAACCUGGAACAUAUUCACUUUAAUUCAGGGGAUAUUGGAAAGAUAAUGGUCAGUAGUACUUAUAAACUCAGAUUUUGAGAGGUUUUCGAUUAUUUAAAAGCAUCCUUGGAACUAAUGAAGGGUAUUUAACCAAACGAAACCACGCGAAUGGCAAUUUGGUAACAAAGCUAAAAUUAUGACUUUCCCUGGGUAAUAAGUCUUCCUUCUCAGAAAGAUAGUGUCUGGAAAUACAGCAUGCUUCUUAGAAAUACAGCGGGGCUCGGGACUAUGCACAAUCUCCAGGUGUGGGGAAACUUGAAACCCAAGAACAUGUUCUUAGUAUUUAUCCUCCAGGUGUCUUAUUUCAGAAUGCAUCCUUUGAGAUUAUGUCCAGUCAAGAAAAAUCAUUAGUUAAGAAAUCUACUUGAACAAAACACAGAAGAGGAAAAAGUAAUAAUGUGAUGGCAAUCUGAAUUUUUGGAUACAACAUGACAUGCUGUGAGUUUGUGUGUUUGGAAGAGAAAAUGUGUGGAUACCGGCUGUAAACAGGUGAAUGAAUGCACAUGCCUUAUCUGAUUGCUGGCUUUUCUCGAAGUUGAACAACAACAAAACACUGUGUUUUCGUUUCUGAUAAAUUUGUUGGUUGUUUUAAAAAAUCGGAUUUGAAAGAACUGUUCUGUAGGUUGUCUUUCUGAAUAGAAAACGACAUGCCAUUCUAGCAGUUGCCAGUGGUAAAUUUGUUUAGCACCAGUUAGCUGCUUUUAAAUCAGUGUGUGUGCGCAGGACAAAGGAUGCAGGAAUAUGCAUCUUACAGGGGAAGCUAUGAGCCGAUAGAGUAACUUUAAUGACUUUAAACGUCAAUGCUAAUAGUUCACUGGCAACAUUCAUGGAGGCAUUAGAAAUGGCCAAGAGAAAUCAGGACAAAAACCUUAAUUGCUCUUUGGGAAAACUCUGAAUUUUGAUGUUACAGUAUCCAAAUUUUUUCCCGACACCUGAAAUUUCCUCCAUUGGCCUGAAAGCAUAAACGUUGUCCAUUAAUCUUCCCUUAGGCCAAUAACAGAAUGGUCUCACAAGACAAAAUAGGAGCCAAAAAUAAGGACCGAAGGGGAAAGGGAAGAGCAGUUAAUAACUGUGCUGUAUGUGUAUGUUAAAAACUGAAUAUCCCGUCAUCCUGUUUCAUGUAUAGUUGAGUUCUCAGAUUUGUAAGUUUUUAUACAUACUUUCAUUGAAUAAACCUUUGAUUAAAUGGG
Messenger RNA from Phacochoerus africanus (Common warthog), 3874 nucleotides. It is a transcript of the gene ZBTB2, whose product is annotated as zinc finger and BTB domain containing 2. The transcript has 3 exons. Gene Ontology annotation, biological process: negative regulation of transcription by RNA polymerase II; regulation of immune system process; regulation of cytokine production. Bases 913 to 2457 code for a protein of 514 amino acids. NCBI's taxonomy places the organism in Eukaryota, Metazoa, Chordata, Mammalia, Artiodactyla, Suidae. The record is from RefSeq and is a predicted model, not a curated record. Gene Ontology annotation, cellular component: nucleus. Gene Ontology annotation, molecular function: DNA-binding transcription factor activity, RNA polymerase II-specific; RNA polymerase II cis-regulatory region sequence-specific DNA binding; protein binding.